Raphanus sativus (radish) is the source of this 1327-nucleotide messenger RNA. RefSeq names its product cyclic dof factor 5-like. Bases 91 to 1164 code for a protein of 357 amino acids. The transcript has 2 exons. Gene Ontology annotation, molecular function: DNA-binding transcription factor activity; DNA binding. Gene Ontology annotation, biological process: regulation of DNA-templated transcription. The record is from RefSeq and is a predicted model, not a curated record. NCBI's taxonomy places the organism in Eukaryota, Viridiplantae, Streptophyta, Magnoliopsida, Brassicales, Brassicaceae.
UGUAUUAUUCUCUCCUCCAUAGUCUUUUUUCCCUGAUCUAAUAAAAAAACACAGGAGACGAUAGAAUUUAUUUUUUGUUAAGCUGAAAAAAUGAGUAUGUUGAAAUCUAGAGAUAGGGAGAUAAAAUUGUUUGGGAGGACAAUUACAUCUCUUUCAGCUGUGAAUCAUUAUGAUAUGAGCAAGGAGGCUUCUCCACCUUCCUCAUCUUCUUGUUCUCCUGUGACUGGACCAAACAUGGUUUUAGCUAAUAACCAUGAGCAAGACAGCAGCAGAUUCAAAGGUCCUUGCAUAUUGUCCGAUCUUAACGAACCGCCAAGAGCAGCCUCUGAGAUUUCAUCACCAAGAAGCUCAAAGACCAAUGGAGAUCAACAGAGCGAGAUCACAACAACAACAACAACAAGUACAUCAGAAGAUAAACCAACUACUCUCACGAAACCGGACAAGAUUCUUCCGUGUCCGAGAUGCGAAAGCGCGAACACCAAGUUCUGUUACUACAACAACUACAACGUUAGCCAGCCGCGUUACUUCUGUAGGAACUGUCAGAGGUACUGGACAGCUGGUGGAUCCAUGAGAAACGUCCCCGUUGGCUCAGGACGCCGCAAGAACAAAGGAUGGGCUUCUUCAAACCAUUACUUGCAGGUCACGUCGUCUGAGGAUCAUGAGAACAACAAUAACUCGGGAACGAUCCUCAGUUUCGGUUCUUCGGAAUCUUCGGUUACAGACACUGGUAAACACCAAGAAAACAAAACCCACCAGGGGUUUCUUCCUCCGCAAGUAAUGUUACCUAAUAAUACUUCUCCUUGGCCUUACCAAUGGAGUCCAACGGGUCCUAAUACUAGUUUCUACCCUAUCCCUUUCUAUUGGGGCUGCACGGUUCCUAUAUGGCCUACCUCAGAGACUUCACCAUGUUUAGGAAAACGAUCAAGGGAUCAAACUGAAGGUGACACCAAAGAUACUAUUCUUAGAACUAGCGAAGCUACAAAGAACGUGGUGUGGCCUAAGUUACCGACAAAGCCUGAGAAGAAAGGACUCAGUUUGUUCAAUGGAUUUGAAACAAAGGGUAGCAACAGAAGAAGCUUGGUUCCUGAACCGUCUAUCAAUCUACAAGCAAACCCUGCAGCGAUGUGUAGAUCUAUGAACUUCAGGGAGAGCAUGCAACAAUAAUCAAACACUGAUAUAGUGUAUAUAUACAAGUUUAUAUAUGAAGUUAGAUAUUUGAAUAACCUAAUUGUUACCUUGUGAAAGAAGGAAAGGCAGUGAAGCUAUUUUGUUGUUGGAACUAUGUAUUAUUUUGUACACAAAUAGAAAUAUUUUUGGGAGUUGUAGA